Molecule: messenger RNA, 1416 nt
Organism: Ostreococcus lucimarinus CCE9901
Lineage: Eukaryota; Viridiplantae; Chlorophyta; Mamiellophyceae; Mamiellales; Bathycoccaceae
Exons: 1
Coding region: 1-1416 (471 amino acids)
Biological process (GO): activation of GTPase activity; nucleocytoplasmic transport
Cellular component (GO): nucleus; perinuclear region of cytoplasm; cytosol
Molecular function (GO): GTPase activator activity; small GTPase binding
Source: RefSeq, a predicted model, not a curated record
AUGGACGGGCCGGUGUCCGUGGCGCCGAAGCAGCAGCAACAACAGAAGAAGAUCAUCACGCGCGAAGCCAAGCGCAUGCUUCGCGACGUCAUGGACGAACUGCGACGGGUGCAAACAGUCGACGCGAGUGGUAAGAAUCUCGGUGACGAAGGUACGUGCUUCAUCGCCGAAGCGUUCGCGUACAAUAACGUGGCUACGUGCGUGGACAUGAGCGCGAACGGCAUCGGCGUCGAGGGCGUCACGGCGCUUUGCGAGGCGCUGAAGUGUAACGACACGCUGACGAUGUUGUCGCUCGCGAGUAACUCGCUGGGCGACGAAGGUGCGAAGGUGUUGGCGGACUAUCUCAAGACGGAUGAAAAGAUUACAACCAUCAACUUGAACGCGUGCUCGAUCGGCGACGAAGGCGCCAGGGCAAUCGCCGAGGCGCUCAAGACGAACACCACCAUCACUUCCCUCGAGAUGAACAACAAUAUGGUCGAUUACGAAGGUUCAGGCGCGCUCGCUCAGGCGUUUGCGCAGAAUAGCACGGUGGAGUUGCUCGCUCUGAGCGGCAACUACGUCGGCACUCUCGGCGCCGCGGCGCUCGGCGCCGCGUUCAAGGAGAACACUGGGUUGCGCUCUCUCCAAUUGAACGGAAACGACAUAGGCAACGAAGGUUGCAUCAAGCUCUGUGAGGGACUGGCGGCGCGCAAAGAUAAAAUUAACAACUUGGACCUCGGCAACAACUCCAUCGGCCCCGAAGCAGGACCGGCGCUUCGCGAUUAUCUCAAGGACGACGACGCGUUGACGCAUCUCAACCUGUACAUGAACGAGCUCGCAAACGACGGCUGCGCCGCUGUCGCCGAAUCGCUCAAAGAUAACAAGAAGAUAGAGCUUCUUGAUAUCGGUGGGAACAACAUCGGCGCUUUCGGCGCCGAGAAGCUUGCUGAAGCGUUGCGAGACAACGAAUCCUUGGUGACGCUCGAACUCGGGUACAACCCGAUCGGUGUCCCCGGUGGCAAGGCUCUCGCAGAGACGGUGAAAUUUCAUGGUAAAUUAAAUACCAUGCGUAUGGGCUGGUGUAAAAUUGGCAAGGAAGGCGGCUUCGCAUUCGCGGAUGCGAUCAAGUACUCGAGCUCGCUCGCGGUGUUGGAUUUGCGCGGCAACGACCUUGGCGACGACGGCGUUGCGGCGCUCGCGCAGUCGCUCGGCGUCGUCAACGAAGUAUUGACCAACCUCGACCUCGGUUACAACGAAAUCAAGGACAAGGGCGCUUUCGCUCUGGCGCAGGCGAUCAAGAACAAUGCAGACGGUUCCUUGCAAACGCUCUCCAUCAACAACAACUACUUGACCAAAUUCGGCGAAGUCGCCCUCACGGAGGCGGUCGAGUUGGUUCAGGAAAUGAACGCCGAUCGCGACCUGUACGUGCAGUUCUAA